AUGCCAUCUUUUCGUCCCCCAGUCGCUGAUCCAAUUACGGUCUCCCUUACCGACCUCAAGAGUGGCAAUGUCUCCUUUGAAGACCUACAGUCAGCAUUCGGACCCGAUUCACUCGGAAUCUUGGUUGUGAAGGAUCUGCCGGAGGAAUUCCCUCUCCUGCGUCAUCGAGCGCUUUCCUACGCAUCGUACUUGGGCAACUUGCCUGAAGAAGAACUGGCCAAAAUCGAAAAUGCCGCAUCCAAAUAUCUCACAGGAUGGUCGCUAGGCAAGGAGCAGCUGAAAGAUGGACAACCCGACAAAUUCAAAGGCUCCUAUUACGCGAAUUGUGCCUUCUACGUUGAUCCAUCACUGGAGUGUGCGAAGCCCACACUAGAGUUCUCGCCGACAACCUUCCCUGAAUAUGUAUCUCCCAAUGUCUGGCCCGACAACUCGGUUCUGCCAGGGUUCAAGACGAGCAUCGAGGAUCUAUGUCGCCUUUUGAUCGACGUUGGAGUCUUAGUCGCACGUGCUUGUGACAAAUUUGCCGAGCAGGAAAUCCAUGGGUAUCCUGCUGGGUAUCUUGAGCGGGUUGUCAGCACAAGCAGUACCACCAAAGCGAGGUUGCUGCACUACUACCCACAAGCUCAGGAUUCCACAAACAGCGAUGAGGAUGACUGGUGCACUACGCAUCUGGAUCAUAGUUGCCUGACAGCACUUACAUCGGCUAUGUUUAUCGAUGAGCAGGAAGUACCAGUGACCGUCCCGAGAAAGCACUCAAGUGAGCCUCUCCCUUUACUGGAGGAGUUGGCUGUCUCCCCAGAUCCACAGGCAGGUCUUUAUAUCAGGUCGCGUACUGGACAGACUGUGCAGGUCAAGAUCCCAAGGGGGUGCAUUGCGUUCCAAACUGGCGAGACACUAGAGAGGAUCACCAAGGGCAAGUUCAAGGCCGUACCUCAUUUUGUCCGGGGCGUUGGACCGUCUGUGAGCCAGGGGCGGAUUGCGAGAAAUACAGUAGCCGUCUUUGCCCAGCCGAACCUUGGAGAAGUCAUAGAUUCUGAGCAAGGUCUUACAUUCGGCGAGUUUGCGCGGGGGAUUGCUGUGAAGAAUACCGUAUAA
Molecule: messenger RNA, 1095 nt
Organism: Penicillium odoratum
Lineage: Eukaryota; Fungi; Ascomycota; Eurotiomycetes; Eurotiales; Aspergillaceae
Exons: 3
Coding region: 1-1095 (364 amino acids)
Source: RefSeq, a predicted model, not a curated record